AUGUUCCUCAACUGGAAGACGUUUACUCUAGCCCUAGCUACCUAUAUGUGUUCUUUUGUUGCGACCUCAGCCAAGGGGACAAAUUCCGGCCUCUCUGGCGCCGGUCUGUACGGCAUUUCCUUCACUCCUUAUACCUCCAGCGGCACCUGCAUGUCCCAGGAUGAGGUCACUAAAAGUCUUCAGCGCAUCAAGAAAAUGGGCUUUGACUUGGUCCGUGUCUACUCGACCGACUGCAAUAGCCUUGAGCGCAUUGGCUCAGCCUGCAAGGAGCUCGACAUUAACGUGAUUCUUGGCGUCUUUAUUGGCAGCUCCGGCACUUCUGGCGCCCAGGAGCAGGUCCAAGCUAUCUCCCACUGGGCUCAGUGGCCCAUGGUUAAGCUCAUUGUGGUUGGUAAUGAGGCUAUACAGAGUGGCUGUACCAGUGCCUCCAAGCUCUCUUCCUUCAUCUCCUCUGCUAGACGGACCUUCAGGGCCGCUGGUUACUCUGGCAAUGUGACCACCAGCGAGCCCCUUGCUAUCUGGAAGAAGCACGGUGUCUCCACUCUCUUAUGCAGCCAGGUCGAUAUUGUCGGGGCUAACGUGCACCCGUUCUUCAACGCUAAAUUCACCCCUGCUCAGGCUGGUGUGUUCGCCCGCUAUGAGUAUAGCGAGCUUGCGAGAAUUUGCAAAAAGCCCGUGCUCAUCCUCGAGACCGGCUGGCCCAACGCUGGUGACGCCAACGGCCUUGCUGUCCCUGGUGUUGCUGAACAGAAGACUGCCAUCACCGCCAUUGCAAAGAACAUGGGUCCUAAAUCCGUCUUCUUCUCCUACUCCGACGAUCCCUGGAAGCCCCCCGGGGAGUUCAACGAGGGGCAGCACUGGGGUUGUCGCUCUGUCUUCUCGUCACGCCGUCCCUCGUUGAUGGAGCUCGUGGGCUCUACAUUGUUCAAUUUAUACAAGAGAAUUCAGGGAGUAUAUCCUUUUGCUAAUCUUUGA
Messenger RNA from Aspergillus pseudotamarii, 975 nucleotides. Its product is annotated as glycoside hydrolase superfamily. The transcript has a single exon. Gene Ontology annotation, molecular function: glucan endo-1,3-beta-D-glucosidase activity; 1,3-beta-glucanosyltransferase activity. The record is from RefSeq and is a predicted model, not a curated record. Gene Ontology annotation, biological process: cell wall organization. Lineage: Eukaryota; Fungi; Ascomycota; Eurotiomycetes; Eurotiales; Aspergillaceae. Gene Ontology annotation, cellular component: cell surface; extracellular region; fungal-type cell wall. Bases 1 to 975 code for a protein of 324 amino acids.